Prunus armeniaca (apricot) is the source of this 1767-nucleotide messenger RNA. Lineage: Eukaryota; Viridiplantae; Streptophyta; Magnoliopsida; Rosales; Rosaceae. The record is from the annotation of a GenBank genome assembly.
AUGACAGACCCAAUACGUCACACAUCUACGGACGACGAGACGAAGAACAAGAAGCGCAAGAGAAAGAGAGGGAAGAAACCAUCGGAAGAAUCAGAGCCUCGAAACCCUUAUCAGGCCCAACAAAACGAAGAAGAAGAGAAAGGAGAAGGUGAUGAUAACAAUAAGGAGAAGAAGACGAAAAUAUUGAAGGGAAAGGAAGAGGUCAACGAGGAAAACAAAGAAGAAGAAGCAGAGGGGGUGGAGGAGGAGAAUAAGAGGAAGAAGAAUGUCAAGAGAGGUGGAGGAACUGGGAUUAUGAGCACAGACUCUUUUGAUUCAUUGAAUUUGUCUGCCAACACUUUCAAGGCCAUUCAGGAACUAAACUUUCAGUAUAUGACUGAGAUUCAAGCAAGAGCAAUCCCAUCACUAUUGAUCGGAAAAGAUGUCCUGGGAGCUGCUAGGACAGGAUCCGGGAAGACUCUUGCUUUUCUUAUACCAGCUGUGGAGUUGCUAUAUCACAUAAAGUUUACUCCUCGUAAUGGAACGGGUGUUGUUGUUAUUUGUCCAACACGGGAACUUGCAAUUCAGACCUAUGCCGUGGCGAAGAACCUUCUGAAGUACCACUCACAUACUGUUGAGUUGGUUAUCGGUGGUGCAGCUAGGAGAGGUGAAGCAGAACGUCUUGUAAAAGGAGUAAAUCUAUUGGUUGCAACCCCUGGUCGACUUCUUGACCAUCUCCAGAAUACCAAGGGAUUCAUAUAUAAGAACUUGAAGUGCCUCAUAAUUGAUGAAGCUGACAGGAUUAUGGAAGCAAACUUUGAGGAAGAAAUGAAACAGAUUAUUAAGCUUCUACCCAAGAAAAGGCAAACAGCUUUAUUUUCAGCAACCCAAACUACGAAGGUUCAAGAUCUUGUUAGAUUGUCGUUGAAAGAAUAUCACUUGAUUGAUGUGGAUGGUGGGAGAACUAAGGUCACCAAUGAAGGGCUGAAACAAGGCUAUUUUAUUGUGCCCAGUGAGGAGAGAUUUAUUCUCCUAUAUUCAUUUCUGGUGGCGACUCGGUCUAAGAAAGUGAUGGUCUUCUUCUCUUCUUGUAACUCAGUCAAAUUCCACUCGGACCUUCUUAGAUACGUUAAUGUGGAUUGCUUUGAUAUCCAUGGAAAGCAAAAGCAACAGAAGAGGACCAAAACGUUUUUUGACUUCUGCAAAGCAGAGAAAGGAAUCUUACUCUGUACUGAUGUUGCUGCUCGUGGCCUAGAUAUUCCUGCUGUGGACGUGAUUGUGCAGUUUGAUCCUCCAGAUGAUCCCAAGGAAUAUAUCCAUAGGGUCGGUCGAACAGCUCGAGGGGAAGGUGGAAAAGGAAAGGCAUUUCUUUUCCUCAUUCCCGAAGAGAUGCAGUUUAUUCGCUAUUUGACGGCUGAAAAGGUCCCCGUUGAAGAGCAACAAAUUAAUAAGAAUAAGCUGAAAAAUGUGCAGUCUCAAUUGGAGAAGAUGGUUGAGGGCAACUACUAUCUGCGCCAAGCGGCAAAAGAAGCAUAUAAAUCUUAUCUAUUAGCAUAUAAUUCACACUCUAUGAAGGACAUCUUUAACGUUCACCGUCUCGAUCUGCAGGCGGUCGCAGCUUCAUUUUGCUUUUGUAAUACCCCCAAGGUGAAUUUGAACUUAAACAGCAGUGCAUCAAAGUUCCGGAAGAAGAUGCGCAUAGGAGGAAGUCGAAAUGGAUUCAGCGAGAGCAAUCCUUAUGGAAUGCAAAAAGGUAGAGAUGAAAUUCGACAAUUUGUGAGGCAUUAG